UGGUAGAUAUAUAAGACAGCGUAUUGUAGCAGGGUGCAACAGAUUCACAAGUUGGUCUAAAACUUGAAGUACCUCAACUCAUUCCAUCUUCGUCCACGAAAACAACCAAUCACGCAGGGACCAUGGUUAUGAUGAAGCUCUCUGCCCUCCUCAUUGCCUAUUUCCUGGUCAUUUGUCAGAUGUACAGCUCACAUGCAGCUCCAGCCAGAACUGGUUUAGAGUCCAUGACAGACCAAGUCACGCUAACUGACUAUGAAGCCCGAAGGCUACUCAACGCCAUCGUCAAGGAGUUUGUUCAAAUGACUUCAGAGGAACUGGAGCAACAAGCCAAUGAAGGAAAUAGCAGCGUUACAGCACAGAAGCGUGCGUGCAAUACUGCCACAUGUGUCACCCACCGCCUGGCUGACUUCCUGAACAGAUCAGGAGGAAUGGGCAACACUAACUUUGUCCCCACCAACGUGGGCGCCAAGGCGUUCGGACGACGAAGGAGAGACAGCCCCAUGACAGCACCUAUGUGAAUGUGUCAACAGUCCUCAGGAAUAUGAGUAUGUGCCCUUUAGUGAGACAACAAUACAUCCUGUCCUGAACCAACUACAGACAUCUGGAAAUGACAACUCUUCACUGUUUUAAAAAAACAACCUUCAAACUACAGGACUGAUUUCCUGCAUACCUCUUGCAUACUCUGUGUUACCGAUAUUCAUUUUUGCUCUAUGACCAUGAGGAGAUACAACAACCUAGAAAACAUUGCAACAAAAAAUAAAGAACAAACUUCUGUUAUGUCUAUUUUCACCAGAUCAUUACCCUGUACAAGCCAGUUGGUUCUGUCCCGUUUUGGCUUAGAGCACAUGUACAGUUUGAUCCUGAGUCAGCAGCACACUGCAGGGGGGCGGAGACUACAUCAAGCUCCGCCCCCACAAGCUUCCCUGACCAUGGCUGUGUCUUGUGCCUUGAUGUAGACCACUUCUUCACAUUUCAUUAAUUGUACAGUAUGUUUAAAGAGUGGAAGGAAAAAUAUAGAAGAAUCUAAAUAUUGUAACAAUUGUGAAUCUAAGCAAGAUUAAAAUGUAUUUUAGAUACAUA
Messenger RNA from Salmo salar (Atlantic salmon), 1080 nucleotides. Lineage: Eukaryota; Metazoa; Chordata; Actinopteri; Salmoniformes; Salmonidae. The record is from RefSeq and is a predicted model, not a curated record.